Messenger RNA from Hibiscus syriacus, 1943 nucleotides. RefSeq names its product signal peptide peptidase-like 4. Gene Ontology annotation, biological process: membrane protein proteolysis. Gene Ontology annotation, molecular function: aspartic endopeptidase activity, intramembrane cleaving. Gene Ontology annotation, cellular component: lysosomal membrane; Golgi-associated vesicle membrane; cytoplasmic side of endoplasmic reticulum membrane. The transcript is spliced from 14 exons. Bases 113 to 1729 code for a protein of 538 amino acids. Lineage: Eukaryota; Viridiplantae; Streptophyta; Magnoliopsida; Malvales; Malvaceae. The record is from RefSeq and is a predicted model, not a curated record.
UGUAUCUGUUUUUCUUUUCUUCUUCUUUAAUUCUCUGAAUUAGUAGUAAAGGAACAGAAAAACCACAAGAACAUCUCUAUAUUUGUUUUCUUUAUGGUGAAUCUUUCCAAAUAUGGAAAUAACUCUUGGGUUAUUGAUAUUAAUUUUGAUAGUAGUUUUGAGUGCUGGGUUGAGUUCAGCUGGGGACAUAGUUCACCAGGACAACGUUGCUCCAAAAAGACCUGGCUGUGCUAAUAACUUUGUUCUGGUAAAAGUCCCAAUCUGUAUUGAUGGUAUAGAAAACAAUGAGUAUGUUGGUGUUGGUGCACGUUUUGGACUUACUUUGGAAUCGAAGGAGAAAGAUGCAAAUCAUAUCAGGCUUGCUCUUGCAGACCCUCCUGACUGUUGCAGCAAGCCUAGGAAUCAGCUUACAGGGGAGGUCAUUCUGGUGCAUCGAGGUAACUGUAGUUUCACAGUGAAGACAAAUGUUGCUGAAGAAGCUGGUGCUUCUGCUAUCCUCAUUAUAAACAACCAAACAGAACUCUUCAAGAUGGUUUGUGAAUCAGAUGCUGAUGUAAAUAUAAAAAUACCAGCUGUCAUGCUUCCUCAGGAUGCUGGUUCCAAUUUGGAAAAAUAUAUAAAUAAUAGCACACAGGUUUCUGUUGCGCUUUACUCCCCAAAGCGUCCAGCAGUUGAUAUUGCUGAAGUCUUUUUGUGGCUAAUGGCGGUUGGUACCAUUUUGCUUGCUUCUUAUUGGUCUGGAUGGACUGCAAGAGAAAUUGCUAUUGAGCAAGAUAAGCUACUAAAGGAUGCAUCAGAAGAAUUUAUACAAGUGGGAAGUGCUGGUUCAAGUGGUUUUGUUGACAUAAAUACAAUGUCAGCAAUUCUCUUUGUUGUGUUUUCUUCAUGUUUCUUGGUCAUGCUUUAUAAGCUUAUGUCAUUCUGGUUUGUUGAGGUCCUGGUGGUUCUGUUUUGCAUCGGUGGAGUAGAGGGUCUGCAAAUGUGCUUGGUGACUUUGUUAUCAAGUUUCAGGUGUUUUCAACGCUUUGCUGAAUCAUUUAUUAAAGUACCCUUCUUUGGAGCUGUUUCGCAUCUGACGCUAGCUGUUUGUCCCUUCUGCAUCACAUUCGCUGUUGUUUGGGCAGUGUACCGACGAAUCUCCUUUGCCUGGAUAGGUCAAGAUAUUCUCGGUAUUGCUCUUAUAAUCUCGGUCCUUCAGAUUGUUCGUGUUCCAAAUCUCAAGGACGGAACGGUUCUUCUCGGCUGCGCUUUCUUGUAUGAUAUCUUCUGGGUGUUCGCUUCCAAACAGUUGUUUCAUGAGAGCGUGAUGAUUGUGGUAGCUCGUGGCGAUAGGAGUGGUGAGGAUGGCAUACCGAUGCUUCUAAAAAUUCCGCGUAUGUUUGAUCCUUGGGGUGGUUACAGCGUUAUUGGAUUCGGAGACAUAAUCUUACCUGGACUCCUAGUUGCGUUUUCUCUAAGAUACGAUUGGCUGGCAAAUAAGGAUCUCCGAACAGGCUACUUUGUGUGGGCAAUGACGGCCUAUGGUUUAGGUCUUUUGGUCACGUAUGUGGCCUUGAACAUGAUGGACGGACACGGCCAACCUGCAUUGCUUUACAUCGUUCCCUUCACACUCGGGACCUUUAUUACACUGGGGAAAAAGAGAGGUGAUUUCGGGACUCUGUGGACUAGUGGAGAACCGGAACGGCCUUGUCCGCAUGUGAAACUUCAGCCCUUGCAACAAAAAGAUUAAUUAUGGUAACGAGCCAUGAGAAAUAAGUGUCCUCAAAUGUGUGCCGAUUUCAGUUUCUGGUAGAGAAGCAAAUGAAAAGGCCUUUUUUAACCCUUUAGGUUGUAGAUCUGAAGAAGCAUGUAAUGUUUGCUUUCUAGUUAUUUCGUCACCGUUAGAACCUGACCCUAAGUACUUCUAAAUCAGUUCGUAAUCAAGUAUAAGCAGUACGUGAUCA